This is a messenger RNA of Lachancea nothofagi CBS 11611, 1776 nucleotides long. The record is from the annotation of a GenBank genome assembly. NCBI's taxonomy places the organism in Eukaryota, Fungi, Ascomycota, Saccharomycetes, Saccharomycetales, Saccharomycetaceae.
AUGAUAGAUACAGUUCCACUCAUCGCUUCGCUGAAUAGCGAGAACGAAGUACAUCUUCUGGUUGGCACGCACUCUCUAAAUCUCACGGUCAAUAGGGCACGCGCCAUUGUAGAAAGCGGAGCUUUUGCAACAAUCGUGGGUCCUUCUAAAAGCUCUGACGUCGAAGUGUUACGCAAGAGAUUCGCCGGCGAAUCUCGAGUAUCAGUGCUGGAGAACGCUUUUGAGCUGCAGCAUCUGAUGACUCUGGGACGGCCAAUCGUAGCUAAGAUUGUUGAUCGUGUUUUUGUGAGUCUCGCCCACGAGCAGGCACUUGUGAUGCAAGACAUUUACCAACAGUGCGUCAAGCUUCGAAUUCCUAUCAAUACUUCCCAAAGGCCGGAGUUUUCAACUUUCAGUCCUAUCUCCACUUUUACAGACCCUGCCCAGAGCGGUCUGCAAAUCGCUGUGACCACCAACGGGCAGGGUUGUCUCUUGGCUAACCGCAUCAAGCGUGAAAUUGUGUCGAAUCUGCCCGCUAAUAUUUCACAAGCUGUCAUCAACAUGGGUAAUCUACGAGACCGUAUCAUAAACGAAGACAAUACCAGUCUAAUUUCAGGCUACUAUCUCAACAAAGACUUGCAAGACUUAGGAUAUGGUGUUGAUGAAGAUAACUGGGACAGUCACAGGUUAAACAAACUUGUUCACGAAUUUGGGAUGAGUGAGAACGAAAAAAAGUUGAAAAGAUCCAGAUGGCUAUCUCAAAUCAUGCAGUACUAUCCAUUGACUCAGCUGGCCAACGUCUCCAUUUCCCAAUUGGCUGAUAACUAUAUGAAUUCCCAAGACAAGCCCGCUGAAAACAGUUCAAUGCCACCUGGCGCCGACAAUAGUCAGAAGGAGUUGGUGGAGCAAGAUGGUACUCAAAACUCUCAAAGUAAGGUAGCACUUGCAUCAUCUCUUGGAAGAUGUCGAAAUAAAGAAAAUGGUACCAUUUCUCUUGUGGGUAGCGGUCCUGGUUCAGUUUCCAUGUUGACACUAGGUGCUCUUCACGAGAUUAAGACGGCUGAUUUGAUUUUGGCUGACAAACUGGUACCAGAAACUGUUCUGGCGCUGAUACCAAAGGAAACCGAGACUUUCAUCGCCAGAAAGUUCCCAGGAAAUGCUGAAAGAGCGCAACAAGAGUUACUAGAAAAGGGUCUGGCCGGUCUACAAGAAGGCCGGAAAGUAGUAAGGCUCAAACAAGGUGACCCUUACAUUUUCGGUAGGGGAGGUGAGGAGUUCUUAUUUUUCUCCGAGCAUGGAUACGUCCCACAAGUACUGCCCGGGUUGAGUUCUUCUCUGACAGCAACAGUCGUAUCUAAGAUCCCAGCCACUCAGAGAGACGUGGCUGACCAAGUUCUUAUUUGCACGGGUACUGGGCGUAAAGGGGCCUUGCCGCAAAUCCCAGAGUAUGUCGUUUCAAGGACCACGGUCUUUUUGAUGGCUCUACACAGAUCUGAUGUUCUGAUAGGAGCACUUUUAAAGCAGAAUUGGGAUCCGGAAGUACCAGCCGCCAUCAUUGAGCGUGCGUCAUGCCCCGAUCAAAGAAUUACUAGAACUUUACUGAAGUAUGUGCCGGAAGUAGUCAACGAAAUUGGAUCUCGUCCUCCAGGUCUUCUAGUUGUUGGCAGGGCCGUCGGAGCUUUGAUAGACCCAAAACUUUUACAAUUCAACGAUAACUGCAAGUACUACAUCGAGGAAGGUUUAGAUUCCAGUGAGCCCCAACUAAAUCUUGCUGAGCUCCUACAAACUUGUUCAUAG